UAAAUUAAAACCCAACUCUCGAGAGUCCAAUAAAGAAUCUAGGGCGACAGCAGAUUGUUUCAUCUGAUCUGAAACUCCGUCGCCCACUUCCCAAACAAAGCAAAUCGAUGGCGCCGCCUCCUGGACCAUACUCCGGCACCAGCACUCUUGCUCUCGUGGCUCGUGCAUCUGCUUUCUCUUUUGGACUCGUUUAUGGUAGCAUUAAGCUCAAGUAUCUCAAGGCCAAGGCAAGGUCUCAAAGGAAAGCUGAAGCAAAGGCUCACCACUGAAGCAGGGUUGGUUUUUGUUCAUAGUUGGUUUGCAUGAGUGAAUUGAGUUUGGUGUAGGAAUAAAGCAUAAAAAUGGUAUUGUACCAGAUUUUCAUUUCGGCUUAAAGCUUCUAUGGACAAUGACAUUCUUGUCCCCAAAUUUUUUUAGUAUUACGAACUUGGCACUUCAAGUAUUAGUUUUUCAGUUGGCAAUGGCACUACCGAUGUUUAGUGUCUUUAGUUAAUGGGGAAGAUGUUGGAUGAUUAUAUGCUUCCAUGUUCAAUGUAAUAAUUCUCACUUUUUGGCUCCCAA
Gossypium arboreum is the source of this 561-nucleotide messenger RNA. RefSeq lists its product as uncharacterized. Gene Ontology annotation, biological process: proton motive force-driven ATP synthesis. The transcript is spliced from 3 exons. The record is from RefSeq and is a predicted model, not a curated record. Gene Ontology annotation, molecular function: proton transmembrane transporter activity. The coding region runs from base 108 to 269 and encodes 53 amino acids. NCBI's taxonomy places the organism in Eukaryota, Viridiplantae, Streptophyta, Magnoliopsida, Malvales, Malvaceae.